Molecule: messenger RNA, 2847 nt
Organism: Schistosoma rodhaini
Lineage: Eukaryota; Metazoa; Platyhelminthes; Trematoda; Strigeidida; Schistosomatidae
Source: the annotation of a GenBank genome assembly
AUGAGGUGUUGUGUUUGCAGUUUGGAGUUCCAAAAUCCAUCCAAUUCUCUGAUUUUCUGUGGCAACUGCAAUACAAUUGUACAUCAGGGAUGUUAUGGCGUACAAAAACUAACUGGUGUUAAUAACUGGUUUUGUAGGAAAUGCGAGUCGCAAGUUCGCAUGAGCAAAAUCCGCUGUGAUUUAUGCCCAAUUAAGGAUGGUGCAUUUAAACGCAGCAACGGCGUUCGGUGUGGUUGGGCCCAUAUCGUCUGCGCAAUAUACAUACCUGAAGUAUUUUUCACUGAUCUUAGCACCAUGGAGCUUAUAUCAGUUGAAAACGUAAUUCCUGAUAGGCUUGGUCGGUCGUGUAUAUUUUGUGAAAGAAACCAACGCAGCUCUCUAGCGAACUAUGGUGCUUGUAUCCAAUGUGCAUGGAAAAAUUGCCGUUUACACUUUCAUGUUUCUUGUGCUAGUGUAGAAGGUUUACUUAGCGAGUUACCUGCAACUGAAGCGAAUACAUCUGUAUCAAUUGCUGAAAUAUUAUUCAAGACAACCGAUAAAAAUAAACCUUCGCCUAAUUUACCAGAUGAUUCCACUGAAUUAUCUAAAGAAAUGAAUCAUAAUUGUGAACAACAAUCUUACAGAUAUCAACUAAAUGGUUUUUGUUGUUCUCAGCAUAAAAAGAAAUUCAUGUCUGAAGGUUUCAAUUCGAGCUCAGUUCCUGCUAUUUCUCACGGUAGCACUGACGUUAACAAAGUAUGUAAGUCUCCUACGGCUGAAAUGUCUUGUGAAGUGAAUAACCAACCUCCUAGACGCCGGUCUUCCCAACUGCGUCUUUCUCAGCGACCAUGUACUUCAGAUCCAAACAGAGCAGAUGAGGGCAGUAACUCUCAAGACGAUUUAAAGAGUGAUGAAAAGACUACGUCGGAAUGCAAAAGCGAGUUUAAUCAUCAAAGCUCUUCCGCAAUACAGGAAGAUCAAAUUUCUAGUGAAACUCGCUCUCCUGGGUCUACAACAACCGGCUGCCCAAAUGUUAAACGGAUAAAAAUGGAUGUAAACUUAAGUAAAGACAGAAUUGGUGAAGCUAUUGAUACAGAAGGAGUUCUUACAUCUUCGUCAUCUUCAUCAUCAGCAACAACAAGCAAUCACUCGGCUGUGACUAGUACAAUUACAUCAUCCCAAAGUUCCGUUACUGAUUCCACUAUCCCUGUAACUACUCAGGAAAAUUUACCUCUAAUACUACCACGUCGUCCUUUAUCAUUACGUGGUUUAGGCAUUUCUUGUAAUUCGAAGAAUAGUUCAGUUUUAAAUAAUGUAGCUGGAAUGUAUGUUGAUUCACCGUUGGCGCCUACAAAUAAAGUCCCAAUCUCAACAAAAUAUGAUAAUUCAUCACCACCUACAUUAGCUACCAUGCAUGAUUUGUUAGAAUGGCAAUGGGAUCAAGCUGGAGCUUUACUAAUGCAACAGGCAAAGAAUACAGAUGUUGUUACCUUAUUGGAUUGUUUGCAUCAAUUAAAAUGUGAAAAUGAUAUUCUUGAAGCUAAAUUGAUUCGUCUUACAACAAGACAUGAACAUUUGAAAUCUGUGAACGCUCGUUUAUCUAAUUCACUUGCUACAAUGGAAUCAACCAUGGUGAUAAACUCUCCAAAACAUGAAAUUUCCGAACAAAAUUCUACUGCAGCCAAUAACCUUACAAAAAAAUCAAAUCACCAUUUUGCCUAUCCUUUGGAUACUAAUACUACCAUUACUUCUAAUAUCACGACCACUACACAGAGUUCACAAAUGUCUACAAUCCUCCAUUCUAUUGAUCCAGAAUCUCAUCAACUUCAGUUACCCGACAAUGUUACUAAAAAUUCUUCGAAUCAACCUGUCACAUUGCUCAACAAUUACAAUGAUCCAUCUUCUGCAAAACAUUCAACUGAUAGAAAUAAAAAAGUUCCAAUUCUACCGAAAGACUAUACUACAACUUGUUCCAAUUCAAAUUUAAAACAUGAUUCAACAAAUCUUAUGGAUAAUCUAGGAUCAUUUGAUAAAAUUCAUUCAACCAAUUGUUUAAAUCAUACUCAACCAGUGUUUUGUACAUCAUUAGAUUAUUUGAAAUCUCCACAUGAAUCACAUUUAAGUUAUUCAAAUUUAAUAAAACAUCAACCGAAUACAUUUUUAAAUGAUUCUUUCACUCCCCAUAGGAAUAAUAAUAAUAAUCAGACUAAAUCAACCUUUGACUAUUUAUCUAGUUCGUGUUCUUCUUCUUCUUCUACAAUACCGCCAACAAAUUCUACAUAUUUUACUAAAAGUGUUGAUCUUAAUGAUUUGCAGGAACUAAGCGCUCGUUUAAGUUCAGCGAUAGCUGCUCGACAACCUCAGUCAACAAAAAGUACCAGUUCAGCUAUGCCUUCAUGUCCUUCAUUGCCUAAGAAUUCUGGUCAAAGCAAAAGAAACAACAAAGCGGUUACAUCUACUCAACCAUCAUCUUCAAAUAAAUUACCUAUACCUCCGUUUAAUUCUGGUUCAUUGGUCAAUUGCAUUUCGAAAUUAGACACAUCAACUAGCUGUCAAAAUUUCUGUCCUACGAAUUCGAAUAACGUGCAACCUACAACAGCAUCUAAUAAUUCUACUAAAUCAUCAUAUCCUAGUGAUCAAGCUUCUUUACAAUCACAAAGUAACCCAUUAUCUUUUAUGAUAUUUACAUCACCAACAAUACCGGAUAUACAAAAUCAUAGUACUCCAUCUUCAACAAAUCAACCAAUUGUUACAACUAAUGAAAUAAUCUCUAAUGAAUUGAAUACUUCCGAAUCAUCUGUAAUUGUAACAACUAAUUCAAAUUCAGUUAGUUUACCAGGUGAUUGUAAAACAACAUUAACUCAUUAA